Diceros bicornis minor is the source of this 2995-nucleotide messenger RNA. It is a transcript of the gene CCDC154, whose product is annotated as coiled-coil domain containing 154. Gene Ontology annotation, biological process: bone mineralization involved in bone maturation. The annotation marks the transcript as partial. The transcript is spliced from 16 exons. The record is from RefSeq and is a predicted model, not a curated record. Lineage: Eukaryota; Metazoa; Chordata; Mammalia; Perissodactyla; Rhinocerotidae.
CUUGCAGAGCUGGCUGGUAGCAGCCCCUCGUCGGGGGCCUCGCCCCCUGCCCAGCUAAGUUUCGUGACCCUGGAGGACCUGGGGCUCCUCCUGGAGAAGGGGUUGGCCAGCCCCGAGCCCCUGAGUCUGGAGGAGAUCUCAGGGAGAUAUGAGUCCAGCCGCCUGGCGUCCACUGCCUCCGUCCCGGAGCAGGACACCCCUAAGCACUGGAAGCAGCUGGAGCAGUGGGUGGCUGACCUGCAGGCCGAGGUGGCUUCCCUCCGGGGGCACAAGGACCGCUGUGAGUGCGCCACGCUGAGUCUGCUGCGGGAGCUGCUCCAGGUGCGUGCCUGCGUGCAGCUGCAGGACUCAGAGCUGAAGAGGCUGCAGCAGGAGAGACAGCAGGCAGCUUGUGGCCCUGAGAAGGAGGCCUGUGAGCUCCCCAGACUCCAGAACCAGAUGCAGGCCCUGGACAAGAGGCUGGUGGACGUCCGGGAGGCCCUGACCCAGAUCAGGAGGAAGCAGGCGCUCCAGGACUCUGAGCGGAAGAGCGCCGAGCAGGAGGCCAACCUGAGGUUGGCCAAGCUGACCGGGAAGCUGGAGCAGGAGGAGCAGGACUGGGAGGUGGCCUGCGGUGCCCUGCAGAAGAGCCAGGAGGAGGCCAGCCAGAGGGUGGACCAUGAGGUGGCCAAGAUGCAGGCCCAGGUGACCAAGCUUGGCGAGGAGAUGAGCCUCCGCUUCCUCAAGAGGGAGGCCAAGCUGUGCGGCUUCCUGCAGAAGAGCUUCCUGGCCCUUGAGAAGAGAAUGAAGGCCUCGGAGAGCGCCCGGCUGAAAGCAGAGAGUGGCCUGCGGGAGGAGCUGGAGAGCAGGUGGCAGAAGCUCCAGGAGCUGGACGAGGAGCGAGCACAGGCCCUGUGGGGGCAGUGCAAGCAGGAAGAGUGCCACCUCCUGGAGCAGUGCCGGGGCCUGGACAAGGCUGUGGUCCAGCUGACCAAAUUCGUGCAGCAGAACCAGGUGUCACUGAACCGCGUCCUGCUGGCUGAGCAGAAGGCCCGGGAUGCCAAGGAGCACUUGGAGGAGAGCCAGGCCAGGGAGCUGGCCUCCUACCUGCAGGAGAACCUGGAGGCCAUGCAGCUGGCCAGCGAGCUGGCCCAGCAGGAGACACACAGCGCGCUGGAGCUGCUCCAAGAGAAGAGCCGGGCCCUGGAGGUGUCCCUGGCCGAGCUGGUCAGGCAGGGGAAGGACCUGAGCGACCACUUCCUGGCCCUGAGCUGGAGGCUGGACCUGCAGGAGCAGACGCUGAGCCUGAGGCUACGUGAGGCAAAGAAUGAGUGGGAAGGUGCAGAGCGGAAAUCGCUGGAGGGACUGGCCCGGUGUCUAACGGAGGCCGAGGCGCACCUGAGGGAGGUGCGGGAGAAAGUGGACCGCCUGCCUCGACAGAUAGAGGCCGUCUCUGACAAGUGUGUCCUUCACAAGAGCGACUCAGACCUCAAGAUCUCUGCGGAGGCCAAAGCCAGAGAGUUCGAGCUCGGGGCUGUGCGGCAGGAGGUGGCCACUCUGCUGUCGUCUGUGCAGCUGCUCAGGGAGGGCAACCCUGGGCGGAAGAUCGCCGAGAUCCAGGGCAAGCUGACCACGUUUCAGAACCAAAUAAUGAAAUUGGAAGACAGCAUCCGGGACAACAAGGCCGUCCAGAACCUCAGAUUUAAUACAGAAACCAAGCUGCGCACAGAGGAGAUGGCCACCCUGCGGGAGAGCAUGAUGCGCCUGUGGAGUGAGGAGGGCCCGUGGGCCCUGACGCUGGGUAGCAGGAGGGUCCUCAUGUCCCUGGUGAGGCAGCGCUUCUUCAUCAAGGACGUGGCCGCUGGCGAGGUGGUCCCUGUGAACUGCUGGGGCGUGUACCAGGCCGUGAGGUGGCUGCAGUGGAAGGCGGUCUUCAUGAACCUGAUGGCCCAGCGGAGGCCAAGAGCCAUCUCGGAGAAGUCCUUUGGCCAGGAGCCUGCCCACUGCCUCCUGUCCUUGCCCCUUUCCCAGAAAUAAACGUGCCAGCUCCUGCUCUUGUCAGAGCCUGGAGUUCCUGCCCGGGGGCUCAGGCGGGCCCAGGCAGCGGGAGUGACCGAGAGGACCCUUCCCAGAAGCCUGUCCAUUUCCAGACUCCCAGAACCCCCUUCUGCCCAAGCCAGCCGAGCCCCAGGCCCAACAGCUUUCCUGGGCCUUCCCACCAACAAGCACAGCAGCCUGGGAGCCCCACCUGCUCCCGGCUGGACCCCCCAGCAGGCAGGUGGCCCAGCCCCAGGGUCCAUGGCUGGCAGCCGUGCCCUCACACCUGUGUGGUGCCCGGGGAGGAAGCGGCUCUCCCUGCCCUCAUCGAGGGAGCAAACAGUGUGUUCACCCACCUCCUCAGGCAGCACCCCCUCUUCCUGCUCCUCCAGGAAAACCCGCGGGAGCCACCUGCUGCGGGGCCGUGAGGAGGAGCCACCUGGGGCCAGCCAGGUGGCCGGGCAGUGGGGGGAGCAGCUGGUCUGGGUGGAGAAUGGGCUUCACCCAGAGGGGGGCACCAUGUGUUGACCCCCUGAGCCCAUGGCCUCCGAGGGGCUGCAGCUUCUGCCCUGUCCUCCCUCCUGUGAGGAGAGCUCCAAGGGCCGAGGGCCAGGGUGGCUGGGACAGCAGUUCUUGCCCAUUCCCUGCCCUGCUGGCCUCUGGUUGUGGCAGCUCCAGGUCCCAGGAUGAGCCCAGCCCUUCUUCCUGGGCCCGGGAAGUCCCCACUUGAGCUGGUUUGUCCUGCUGGUGGCCGCCCUGGUCAGAGGGCCCUGGGGGCUCCUCCCAGGACAGCACGCAGGAGAGUCUGGACCCCUGGUGCCUCCUUCUCACCCCCGCUGACCCCGGCCCACUCGCUAGGCCUCUGCCAGCUGCACCUCCUCCAGGGUCUGGGCGCCCCCACCGGGCGGCUCGGGGCCAGCUUCCGCUGACCAGCUGGCCAGCAGGUCGCUGAAGUCGGGCGUGCCAGGGUGGAGCAGGC